This is a messenger RNA of Uncinocarpus reesii 1704, 462 nucleotides long. RefSeq lists its product as uncharacterized. The record is from RefSeq and is a predicted model, not a curated record. The coding region runs from base 1 to 462 and encodes 153 amino acids. Gene Ontology annotation, molecular function: structural constituent of cell wall. Gene Ontology annotation, biological process: fungal-type cell wall organization. The transcript is spliced from 3 exons. Gene Ontology annotation, cellular component: fungal-type cell wall. NCBI's taxonomy places the organism in Eukaryota, Fungi, Ascomycota, Eurotiomycetes, Onygenales, Onygenaceae.
AUGCGUUUCUCCGUUGCUGCUUCUCUUGCUCUGGCCGCCGGCGCCUCUGCCACCAUCAUCAACCCCACCGGUGCCAGUGUCAUCACCGAGGUCGUCACCCAGUACACCACCUACUGCCCCGGCCCGACCACCAUCACCCACGGCACCAACACCUACACCGUGACUGAGGCCACCACCCUCACCAUCACCGACUGCCCAUGCACCGUCACCCGCCCAAUCAUCACCUCCACUGUCUCUGAGUGCAACGACUGCCCUGCUCCCUCUGGCACUGGUGUCAUUCCUCCUCCAGUCGAGCCCCCAGUCUACCCCAACGGCACUGCUCCCGCACCACCAGCUGGCACCGGCAACGUCCCCAGCUCCACCGUCCCAUCUCCUCCAGACUUCACGGGCGCUGCUUCCCGCAUGGUCGCUGGUGCCGGUGCUGCUCUUGCCGGUGUUCUCGGCGUUGCUUUCCUCUUGUAA